AUGUCGUGGAGUUGUGCGUAUUGCCACUUUCUGAUUCUCAGUGGUCUGAAGAUGAUUGCGUGUUUAAUUCACCCGCAACCUUAUCUUCAAUGUUAUGCUGAGUUCUUCAAAGAAGACUUUGAUGUCAAAAGUUACACUUCUCAGUCUAUCCAUCAGGCUGUGAUAGCUGAACAAUUGGCAAAGCUUGCACAAGGUAUUAGUCAAUUGGAUAAAGAGCUUCAUUUACAAGUUGUUGCAAGACAUGAAGACCUGUUGGCCCAAGCAACUGGGAUUGAAUCCCUGGAAGGUGUCCUCCAAAUGAUGCAGACCAGGAUUGGUGCUCUACAGAGUACUGUUGAUAGAAUUAGAGUCAAAAUUGUUGACCCCUACAACAAAAUAGUAUCUCGCACAGCUCAGCUAGCAAAGCUUCAGGCUGCCUGUGACUUGCUGCGGAGAAUAAUACGCAUCUUGUAUCUCGGUAAGAGACUUCAAGGACAGCUGCAAGGAGGAAGCAGAGAGAUAACAAAGGCUGCCCAGAGUCUCAAUGAACUCGAUUACCUUUCUCAAGGAAUAGAUCUCUCUGGAAUAGAAGUAAUUGAAAAUGACCUACUUUUUAUUGCGAGAGCUCGGCUUGAGGUGGAAAAUCAAGCUAAAAGGUUGCUGGAGCAAGGUGUGGAAACUCAGAACCCUACUCAAGUGGGAACUGCUCUUCAGGUUUUCCAUAACCUUGGAACUUUGAAGGAUACCAUUGCUAAUGUGGUGGACGGAUACUGCGCAGUCCUGGAGGAGAACAUAAAAAGUGCUUUGGAUAUCAAAGUAUUGACCCAGCCAUCUCAAACUGUUACAAGAGGUGGCCCUGGUCGAGCUGCUAUGCCAACACCUGGGAACACAGCAGCUUUUCGAGCAGCUCUCUGGACAAACAUGGAGAAACUCAUGGAUCAAAUCUGUGCUGCUUGUGGACAGGUGCAGCAUUUACAGAAAGUAUUGGCAAAGAAAAGAGAUCCUGUUUCACAUGUCUGUUUCAUUGAGGAAAUAGUUAAGGACGGCCAGUCGGAUAUUUUGUACAAAUUUUGGUCUGCGGUAACUCAGACUCUUUCCUCUCAGUUUCAGGCAGCAACAGACUCCUCUAUGUUUUUGAAGCAAGCCUUUGAAGGAGAAUACCCUAAAUUACUGAGGCUUUAUAAUGACUUGUGGAAACGCCUGCAACAGUAUAGUCAAAAUAUUCAAAGGAAUUUUAACACAAGUGGAAGUACUGAUCUCUUUGCUGAACUGCAACAAAUGGAAGAAGAUACACAGGACAUAUUUAUGCAAAAAACUCAAGAUUAUGAUCCAGAAAAGGCCUUGAAAGAUUCACUGCAAUCAUAUGAAGCUGCUUAUUUGUCAAAAUCCUUAUCUCGACUCUUUGACCCUAUCAAUCUUGUCUUCCCUCCUGGCGGUCGUAAUCCUCCUUCUUCUGACGAGCUUGACAGCAUUAUUAAGACUAUAGCCAGUGAGCUCAAUGUGGCUGCUGUUGAUCCAAACCUCAGUUUGGCUGUGGCAAAAAAUGUGGCAAAGACCAUUCAGCUCUAUGGUGUAAAGUCUGAGCAGCUUCUGUCUACCCAAGGAGAUGCCAGCCAGGUGAUUGGGCCUCUCACAGAGGGACAGAGAAGGAACGUUGCUGUAGUCAAUUCGCUAUACAAACUACACCAGUCAGUUCUGAAGGUUAUUGCCAGUCAGAGCUCGUUUCCAGCAGCUGCUGAGCAAACAAUCACAACUGCCUUAAAGGCAGUCCAUGAUCUAAUGGGUAGCGCUGUUCAACCGUUACUGAACUCUGUAGGAGAUUCAGUGGAAGCUAUUAUCAUAACUAUGCACCAGGAAGAUUUUUCUGGAUCAUUACCAAGCUCAGGAAAACCAGAUGUCCCUUGUUCUCUGUACAUGAAAGAACUACAGGGUUUUAUAGCGAGAGUCAUGAGUGACUACUUCAGACAUUUUGAGUGUUUUGAUUUCGUCUUUGAUAACACUGAAGCCAUGGCUCAAAGAGCAAUUGAACUUUUCAUUCGCAAUGCCAGUCUAAUAAGGCCCCUUGGAGAAGGUGGGAAAAUGCGGCUUGCAGCGGAUUUUGCACAGAUGGAGUUAGCGGUAGCACCGCUGUGCCGGCGAGUGUCUGACCUGGGAAAAUCUUACAGACUGCUGAGGUCGUUCAGACCACUGCUGUUCCAGACCAGUGAGCAUAUUGCCAAUAGCCCAGCUUUGGGAGAGGUUAUUCCAUUCAGCAUUAUUCUUCAGUUCUUAUUCACAAGAGCACCACCAGAGUUAAAGUCACCCUUCCAGAGGGCUGAGUGGUCCAUUGCCCGCUACUCCCAGUGGCUUGAUGAUCAUCCAUCUGAAAAAGACAGACUUGCUCUUAUACGAGGCGCACUGGAAGCUUACGUUCAAUCAGUAAGAACUAAAGAAGGAAAGGAGUUUGCACCAGUCUAUCCCAUAAUGGUUCAGCUGCUGCAGAAAGCGGUGUCCGCCCUUCAGUGAACGUUUUGGACCACUCCUCACAACAGAGGCCGGCCAGCAAGACAGUCGUGGUUCUCUGGUGCCACAUACUUAGGGGUGAUGUAAAUUAGUUCUGAAGACAUAAGCUUUACAAUGAAAUGUGUCUACCUACUUGUCUAUGACUUUCUAGUAGCUCGCUUUCUGUUCUCAUCAUCAUAGGAACUUACGUUACACAAAUAUUAUAAUGAAAUUGUAUAAUUGUAUAAUACAUCUAAUGAAAAUUAAUCAUUCUCUAGCCCUCCUUUUGAAUUUAGAAAGGUAUAAACAUUAGAACAUACUCAAAUUUUGAACUACUAAAUAGCUCAAAUGCAGAAGUAGCUCUCUUCCUACAAGUACAGUUUUAGAGUUGAAUGGACGUUAGCCUUAUUCAGAAAUACGUACUUUGAAAUGCUAGAAUUCUUUCCUUCUAAAAAUCAUUAAGUUUAACACAAAGAAAAAUAUUUACAAAUAAUGUAAAUGAUUCUAGCACUUGCAUUGCUUUGAAAUAAUUUAUAUUGGUUUUAUUUUUUCUUUUUGCUUAAAGUAUAAUAAAGAAUAUCCACUAUCCAAUCCUGAAUUCAGUAUUUAAAAUUCUUCAGCAACUUCCUAACUACAAAGCAUCAAAAUACAUAAACCAAGUAGAGCUGGUAAAAGCUAUUCUGCAAAUGUAGUAUGGGUUCAUAUAGAGAUUUUUCACGCAGACCUUGCUCAUCUGCGCAGGACUGACUUAAUGAUUAAGUCUUCUGUAGUUUACAAAAUACACAACACCAAAUUUUAAUGAAUUUAUUUGAAAUAAUAUACAAGAAUAUAGUGUGCAAAAAAAAUCUUGGGGCAACAUCAUGUAGACAUGUGUCAUGAACUGAAAUUUACAGUUGUGAUUCUUAAAAAAAAAAAAAAAAA
Messenger RNA from Struthio camelus australis, 3381 nucleotides. NCBI's taxonomy places the organism in Eukaryota, Metazoa, Chordata, Aves, Struthioniformes, Struthionidae. The record is from RefSeq and is a predicted model, not a curated record.